AUCCUAAGAAGGAAAGAGGGCAUACCGAGCCCACAGACCCUUACGCUCUCUCCCUUGACCAAUCUUUUCUUCUUCCACACCUCAUUUUUAGCACCGACUUUCCCGCUUCUUCGAACACUACGGCACACGCACUGUCUCCGAGACACCAACCUAAAAAAAAGCAACAAAGGAAAGCACGUGCACGCAUCUCUUCAACUCUAG
Molecule: messenger RNA, 201 nt
Organism: Bipolaris victoriae FI3
Lineage: Eukaryota; Fungi; Ascomycota; Dothideomycetes; Pleosporales; Pleosporaceae
Exons: 1
Source: RefSeq, a predicted model, not a curated record